Molecule: messenger RNA, 4695 nt
Organism: Sphenostylis stenocarpa
Lineage: Eukaryota; Viridiplantae; Streptophyta; Magnoliopsida; Fabales; Fabaceae
Source: the annotation of a GenBank genome assembly
AUGUCCUUCAAUCAAUCCAAGGUGGACAAGAACGACGUCGUUUACCGAAGAACCGGACGAUCCUCAAGCUUUAACCAGCAAAGAGGUUCAUACGGCAAGGCUGGUGGCGAUGGCGGUGGAACCGUACCGUCAAACAAAUCAUUAUCUUCUAACCGAAGUUUUAACAAGAAGUCGGAUAGUGCACAAGGUGGACAGUCUAGGUUAAAUCCUUCCCAUGAAGGAUCGAUAGAGUCGAAUAAUGCAUCUGAUGCCCGAAUAAUUAAUAAUGGUACCCAUGUUCAAUCACAAUUACAUGCCAUUCCCACAAGCCUUGCUAAGGCAGGAGAUGAGUCUAAGGCAAUCCCUUUUCAAUUUGGAUCCAUCAUUCCUGAAUUUAUUAAUGGGAUGACAAUUCCUUCACAUACGAAUUCCAUUCCUCCUAAUUUGGAUGAGCAUAAGCAUGAUCAGGUUCUUGAUGACUAUUACAAAUCUGUGGCUCCGGCGUCAGUUUCUUCUGUUCCAAAGCACCAACAACGACCUAAGAAAGAUGUUGUUAAUGAGCAAUCUAAUGUUAAGGAGAUUAAAGCAAACAAGGAUUCUCAGAUGUCAGCUUUAACCUCAGUAAGUCAGAUGUCAAAGCCUUUUGAUACUCUUGUAACUGGGAUUUCAAUAUUAACUUCAUAUCAUCAACCACAGGCUCCUUUACAGUUUGGCGGUGCUAAUACACAUAUUCAAUCUCAAGCCAUUUCAACAGCUUCCCUCCAAAUUCCUAUACCGAUGCCUUUACCAAUUGGUAAUGCUACACAAGUGCAACAUCCGGUUUUUGUUCCAAGUCUUCAACCACAUCCUAUGCACCCUCAAAGGGUCAUGCAUCAAGGUCAAAACAUUAACUUUUCUCCUCAAAUGGGUAAUCAUUUGCCCCAUCAAUUAGGCAACAUAGGCACUGGCAUAGGCCGUCAAUAUCCUCUACAGCAAGGAGGAAAGUUUACUGGUCCUCGAAAAACAACCCAUGUGAAGAUAACUCAUCCUGAGACACAUGAAGAAUUAAGACUUGAUAAAAGAAUAGAUGCAUAUUCAAAUGGUAGUUCAUCUGGUGUUAGGUCACACCCUAACAUACCUUCUCAAUCCCAACCUGUUAAAUCUUUUCCAGCUCAACCAAUGAACUAUUUUUCAUCCAGCUCGUACAAUACCAACUCUCUUUAUUAUCCACCUAUAAUAAGUAGACCGAUAACUCCAAAUCCUCAACCACCAACAUUUAAUUAUCCUGUGAACCAUGAUCCACAAGGUGUGAGGUUUAUGAAUCCAUCAUCACAAGGUUCCUCGACUAAUAAUAAGCCCAGUGGUACAACUACUAUAAUGGACUCAUCGUCGUCCAAUUCUAGUACUUCUGAUUUUCAAAAUGGAGAAUCCCCAAGUUCAAUAACAUCUUGUGAUGCUAGCUCCUCUGUACUACAAGAAGGGUUAAAAACUUGUUCAAAAGAUUCCUCACAAGAGUCUAAGGUUUCUAGUGGUUUUGUCGCAACUAUGUCUAAUAAUGAAGGUGAAAGGGAAUCUCUUAGUAGUUAUAACUCUUUGGAAGAUAAGAAAUUAGAGAAGAAAGGUCAAUUAUCACAACAUCAGGUUUCCAUACAGUCUCCCACAUCAGAGCUUUCUCAAGUUGUUGAUCGUGGUAUAUCUAAUAUUGAAGUGAAAACCAAUGGGCCUAUAAAACCCUCUUCUAAUGUUUCAAUAGAAGGAUAUGGUGCACAAACUGUAUACAAAGUUCACAAUCAUAUGCCUAAUAAGACAUAUGAAGUAGUUGAAGGAAAUUCUGCCCCAUCAGAUGUGCAAGUUAUUGAUCUUCCAAAUACAACACUGAAGCAUGUUAAGAAUGGUUCAAAGAAUGUUGAUGGUGAGUUAGGUACCAAGGAUAAACCAAUUAUAGAACCAAAUAAGUUGAAAAGUUCAUCUAAAGGGAAGAAGAAAAGAAGAGAGAUACUUCAGAAAGCAGAUGCUGCUGGGUCAACUUCUGAUCUAUAUAAUGCAUACAAGGGAGCUGAGGAAAUGAAAGAGGAUGUCUUAAGCUCCGAGAUCAAGGAAAGUCUUACUACUUCUCGAAGUUUGAAGCAAUUUAAUGUUGGUCAGUUAGAUGCUAUAGAAAGUGGAAAAUGUGGUCACAAUAAAGCUGAACUUGAUGAUUGGGAGGAUGUUGCGAACAUGUCUACGCCUAAAUUGGAGAUUCCUGAUAAAUCUCAAAAUGUUGGUGAUGGACAUGGAAGUACAACAAAAAAAUAUUCACGUGAUUUUCUUCUAAAAUUUGUAGAGCAGUGCAUUGAUCUUCCUGAAGGUUUUGAAAUCACCACAGACAUUGGAGCUUUGAUGAAUACCAAUGUUGGUGGUUCUCAUAUUUUUGAGCGUGAUUCACAUCUUAGUCGAGGAAGAAAUGUAGAUAGACAAGGUGGGAUGUCUCGGAUGGAUCUUCGUGGGGAUAUGAUUAUGGAGGAUAAUAGAUGGAACAAAGUUUAUGGUACUUAUCGUUCUGGCCGUGGUCCGGAAAGCAUGGGAGGUAAUUCAGGAUUUCGAUUUGGUCAAGGAGGCAAUUUCGGUGUUUUAAGAAACCCUCGUGCACAAGCACCACCACAAUAUAGUGGAGGGAUCCUUUCUGGCCCAAUGCAAUCUGGGGGAAAUCAAGGUGGAGGAAAUAGCCUUGAUAAAGAGAGGUGGCAACGAUCCUUCCAACAGAGGGGUUUAAUUCCUUCUCCUACUCAAGCUCCUUUACAAUUAAUGCAUAAAGCUGAGAAUAAGUACGAAGUGGGUAAAGUGACAGAUGUGGAAGAAGUCAAACAGAGGCAAUUAAAAGCUAUCUUGAACAAACUAACACCGCAAAAUUUUGAUAAACUCUUUGAAAAGGUGAAAGAAGUUAAUAUUGACAAUGCAAUCACCCUCAUUGGUGUUAUCUCACAAAUCUUUGAGAAAGCUCUUACAGAACCUACCUUUUGUGAAAUGUAUGCCAACUUUUGUUUACAUUUGGCUUCUGAGUUGCCUGAUUUUAGUGAGGACAAUGAAAAAAUAACUUUCAAAAGGUUAUUAUUAAACAAGUGCCAGGAGGAAUUUGAGAGGGGUGAAAGAGAAGAAGAAGAAGCAAAUAAGGUUGAUGAGGGUGAGGUUAAGCAAUCUACUGAGGAAAGAGAAGAAAGAAGAGUUAAGGCACGAAGACGCAUGUUGGGAAACAUUAGAUUGAUUGGAGAACUAUAUAAGAAGAAAAUGUUGACGGAAAGGAUAAUGCAUGAGUGUAUCAAGAAGUUAUUAGGUCAAUAUCAAGAUCCAGAUGAAGAGAAUAUUGAAGCUUUGUGCAAGCUAAUGAGUACUAUUGGGGAGAUGAUUGACCAUCCAAAAGCCAAGGAACAUAUGGAUGCAUAUUUUGAAAGGAUGAAAUUAUUAUCAAUCAACAUGGCUUUAUCUUCUAGGGUGAGGUUCAUGUUGAAGGAUGCCAUUGAUUUGAGAAAGAAUAAAUGGAAACAAAGGAGGAAAGUAGAAGGUCCGAAAAAGAUUGACGAGGUACAUAGGGAUGCUGCGCAAGAAAGGCAUGCCCAAGCUGGUAGGUCUGGUCGUGGUCUUGGCAAUAAUCAAUCAACUAGAAGAAAUCCCAUGGAUUUUGGUCCAAGGGGAUCAUCCACGUUGUCACCCUCGAAUUCUCAAAUGGGUGGAUUACGUGGUCUUUCAACUCAAGUUUCUGGGCAUGGUGGCUAUCAGGAUUCUCGAUUUGAGGAACAACAAUCUUAUGAGGCUAAUAAGACCUUGUCAGUUCCAUUGCCUCAAAAACCUCUAGGAGAUGAUUCUAUAGUCUUGGUACCCCAAGGUGGUCUUGCUAAGGGAAUGUCUACGAGAGGAUCAACCACAAUUUCUAAUUUGUCAAUAUCUGAUGUUAUUCCUUUACCUAAAGACUCUAAUAAAAUGACUACAAGUCUCAAUGGUCAUAAUAAUUUAUCAGAGCGCACACCAUAUAGCAAGUCUUUAGAUCCAUCUACCUAUGAUCAAUCAACUUCUCCAGAACAUAAUAUAAAUCAUGGUAACAAAGACUUCAGGAGUGUUUCACCUCCUACUCAGUUGCAAAGGUCAAUAGUCUCUCAAAAUGAAUUUUCAAAGAACAUUUGGUCAGAAGAACAACUGAGGGACAUGUCCUUGUCAGCCAUAAAAGAAUACUACAGUGCUAGAGACGAGAAUGAACUUGCAUUAUGUGUCAAAGAUUUGAACUCUCCAAGCUUCCAUCCUUCUAUGGUUUCUCUCUGGGUCACAGAUUCAUUUGAGAGGAAGGACACAGAAAGAGAUCUUUUGGCCAAACUACUUGUCAACUUUGUGAAAUCUAAGCAAGGCACCUUGAGUCAAGUCCAGCUCAUCAAAGGGUUUGAAUAUGUUCUCUGUACAUUGGAGGAUGUCGUUAAUGAUGCCCCUAGAGCAGCAGAGUUUCUUGGUCGAAUUUUUGCUAAAGUCAUAACAGAGAAUAUAGCUUCUUUUAAUGAGAUUGCACAAUUAAUACAUGAUGGUGGAGAAGAGCCAGGUAGUCUCUUAGAAAUUGGACUUGCAGCUGAUGUUCUUGGAAGCAUGUUAGAGGUAAUUCAAAGUGAAAAGGGGGACAUGGUUCUAAAUGAGAUCCUUUCAAGAAGUUCUAAUUUUCAAUUGAAAACUUUCCAACCACCUAAUGGUAAAAUAUCAAGGAAGUUGGAAAAAUUUAUUUAG